GCUUUUCUUCUCUUCCCCAGCAAGAAGCCAUCAUGGUUCACCUUGGGCAGCCCCUCAUGAAACACUACCCCAAGGCUCACCUCGUCGUCCGCUUUGCCCUCGGCGGCUGCACCAACAGGCCUUACUACCGGAUCGUGGUGGCGCAGAACAAGCGGGCCCGCGACGGCAAGUACGUGGAGCAGGUGGGCUGCUAUGACCCGCUCCCGAAUGACCACGGCGAAAAAAUUGUCGGCAUUAACAUUGAGCGGCUGAAAUACUGGAUUGCCUGCGGGGCCCAUUACACCAUGCCUCUUCAGAAGCUUCUGGGACUCGCUGGAUUCUUCCCCCUGCAUCCUAUGACCAUCACAAACGCAGAACGGAUCAAGAGGAAGCGAGCCCGGGAGGCGGCUUCAGCGACUGAGGCCACUUCUGUCACCGGUGAAGAGAACGCUGCUGCGAAAGAGUGA
Messenger RNA from Euleptes europaea (tarantolino), 446 nucleotides. It is a transcript of the gene MRPS16, whose product is annotated as mitochondrial ribosomal protein S16. Gene Ontology annotation, biological process: mitochondrial translation. The transcript is spliced from 3 exons. NCBI's taxonomy places the organism in Eukaryota, Metazoa, Chordata, Lepidosauria, Squamata, Sphaerodactylidae. The record is from RefSeq and is a predicted model, not a curated record. Gene Ontology annotation, cellular component: mitochondrial small ribosomal subunit; ribosome. The coding region runs from base 33 to 446 and encodes 137 amino acids. Gene Ontology annotation, molecular function: structural constituent of ribosome.